Molecule: messenger RNA, 4458 nt
Organism: Endocarpon pusillum Z07020
Lineage: Eukaryota; Fungi; Ascomycota; Eurotiomycetes; Verrucariales; Verrucariaceae
Exons: 4
Coding region: 1-4458 (1485 amino acids)
Biological process (GO): peptidyl-threonine phosphorylation; peptidyl-serine phosphorylation
Molecular function (GO): protein serine/threonine kinase activity; ATP binding
Source: RefSeq, a predicted model, not a curated record
AUGCCGGCCAGGGUGGCUUCACAACAAACGACUACCGGUACGAGAGUUAGAGCGGGAAGCAACAGUCAGUCGCAAGCAUCAAAUAAUCUGGGAGGCAGUGAAUGGGAGUCGAGUGCAUUCACGGAUAUUGAUUAUGGUGCAGAAGCUUCAUCACGAAAUCGUCUUCAGAAGAAGCCCUCGAAUCCCUCUGUGAACGUGCAGAGUACAUCCUUCCUGCCCUCUGCGCAUGUCCGUUCCAGCAAUGCCGAGUCCCAAUCUGGGUUUGCAAACCGUAAAAGGCAGUUGUCGAUUCACAAUCAGAAGGGACCCUUGGGUCCUCGACCCUUGGAUGCUUCGACAGGAAAGAGAUCUUUCAGCAACGUAGCCCAACCACAUCCUUCCGCAACGGUGAACGAUUCGCAUUCUCCUCAUGAGCGACAAGAGCCCAUCAAUAGCAUAUCACGUUUCAGCUUUGCGUCCAUAAGUCCAGAGAACUCGAACCCUUGGGAGUUCGAGAAAAAGGCGUCGGUUGACUUGGGUGGGGAUCUCCUUACGUCAAUAAACUUCGACGAUUUCCACAGCAAUAUCACAUCCACCGAGCCUGCCUUCGACCAGCUUAAUUCUCCUACCGUUCCCGCCAAAAAUACCCCAAGACCUGAUGAGACCUCGAUUAUACCGCGGCCUAUAAGCAAAACGGGCAGUGUUCGAAAAGCAUCAGGAUCAGGAUCAAUUGGUCGUGCAGAAUCACUGAAGCGCCAACAGAGCAAUACUCCGACCACCGCGAGCCGGCAUACCUCCAACUCGGAAUCCAUGCAAGCUCCGGCAGCUACUCCAGUGCUCCGAAGUCGUAGACAGAAUCAUUUUCCACCCAAUUCAUUCAACAACAGCAACCCUGCUCCAAGAGCACCCCGAAAAUCCAUUGGUCCAGGGACGUUUGCGGUCCCAGAUUCUACAGAAACCGCACCACCUCGGAGGCGACCCAGUAUCGGCGUACGUAAGUCUGCUACGGACAAAGACACGUUGGGAAUGUCAGCGCGCCAAAGCAGCCGUUCUGGGGAGGCGGGAGAGGCCUCGAAAUCUGCUGCAACUGGGAGGAGUCUGAAGGCGAAGUCCCUUCAGCCGCCUAGACGAGAGAAUAGCAAUGACCAUUUAACGCCUGCUCGAACCCCUGAUCUCUCUCCAUCAUCUUCGACAAUCCUUUCGCGAACACUCAGAAAAUCCUCUGCGCGUACCGGAACGCCUUCCUCUUCCACAAAUAGAAGAGUUUCGGUUAUACAGCAUCAUGCCACUGGAUUGGGUGCAAGGACCAUCAGUCCGACAGAUGCGCGAAGGCUGAAGCGUCUGUCAAUGAUGCCUCAUGCACCACCUAUGCCUGCAAAUACCAUGCCUCAUACACCAGUAGCACCCGAGUCUGAGCCGCUUCCUCGACGACCACGAUCCACAGCUCAGUCACCGGCAUUGAACUCUCGCAAGAGUGUUACACCUUCUUCCACCAGGACAACUCCGGAUCCAAAUCGUAAAUCUUAUAGCUCUGGUCAGUCGUUAUCAUCAAGCACUAGCUACAAUUCUGUCAGAAACUCAACGGCGGGUCCGUUGCCACGGCUGCCAUCAGGGGUCAUCUCUUCUUCCCGUUUGCCUACCCCAAAACCUCGACAGGACAGCACCAAUGGCAAUGAGACCGAAGAAGUACCCCCAGUGCCAGCUAUUCCCAAGGCAUUCGAGUCCCCCCAAAGCGAAACAGAACAACCAUUCUUCUCUGCGCGAUCUUCCAGCUUGCCUCAAGUGGAUACUCCCAUUAGUGCCAGUCCAACAGUGGAAUCACUGGCUGAUGCGAUGGCUGCCCUUGAGACUCCAAUAGAUGCAGAACCAAUUUCGCCCAAACCAUCCCUCACAUCUGAUACUGAAGUAAGGUCGAAACCUGGCCCUGCUGUGAAGAGGAAGGGAUUGCAACCAUUAAGAUUACCCCCAAUCAAUCUUUUGCCGCUCAGCACGCCAACAGCUACAAAGAUCAUGGCAUUGGAAAAUGUGACUUCUCCAGACGACAGAGCUCAUACUCCACCUUCAAGAGGUCUGAAUGUGAAGACUCCCAGCACUCCAAUGACGGCUUCGAGGGUUAACUUCUCAUCACGGACUUACCACGAUAAUGAACCCACCCCUGCGAUUGAUAUUAGGAGCAGUAGUUCGCAUCAUGCUCUCCGCGGUGAUUUUGAGGCUUUUGCUGCGGCGAUGGGUUCGAACAACAACAUACCCUUUGCAUUUUGCACUUCGAACACCGCUCCACGCAACAUAUCUCCAUUCAUCUCCUCUUCAUUGCCAAAGAGUGGUGGUGAAUUUGCGAACUACAUGCAGCCCAAAUACGGCGGGGAGCUGAACCGGAGAAGCGUUUAUGCAAAGCCCACUGGACCAAGAGCACCAAGUUUCUCGCACAACAACACGCAAGAGGAGAAGACUUCGCCCCAUGAAACUGAGUCGUCUUUUUCGACGUCUGCGAUCCGACGCAAGUUGAGCCUGACUCGCCGGAGAAGCACCUCGAAAACACGGGAGAAUUCAGAAAGCGAUGUGGCAGCCAAAUACACCAGCAUGCCGCCUCCGAAGCUCCCCGCGUCGGCCACUUAUGGCAGCCUUGCCGUCACGGAUAUAAGUCCUACACAAAAGCAGAACUACCUCCAAUCUCGCCGGAAAACGUCUGCCUCGAGCUUCGGUACGAACGGGCCCAACGAAGCAGAUCAAGACUUUCAAGGUAAUCACAGUCCAAGAAUAGAAGGUCUUCCGUCCAUGGAGUCCAACCGCUCACUCAAUUUUCGCCCUGACCGAUCGUCUUCUUUGAUCUCACCUCCGCAGAAUGUGUACUCGCCCCGAUCUGUCAACCAGCUCAGACCCCAAGAUAUCGAUCUUGACCGUGACGAUCUGAUCGCCGAGGAGGAAAUGAAGAAGCUUGCGACAAAGCGGAAGGAUGCAGAAUCGGCAGCACGCGAGCUUGAUGCUCUUCGCCGCCGUGCCUGCCCAAGGGAUCGUGCAUCACCUUUGCAAGUCCUACAAGCAGCCAAUCUCAACAUCUUCGAGCGAGGCGAGAUAGUGGACUAUAAUGACGUGUAUUUUACCGGCACCCGCAUCGCGAAGAAGAUAGCUGGAGAUUUGGACGCUUCUACUACCAAUUUCGGCUAUGACGACGAGCGUGGUGAUUAUAACAUUAUCAGUGGCGAUCAUCUCGCGUAUCGAUACGAGGUGAUUGAUUUGCUUGGUAAAGGAAGCUUUGGCCAAGUCGUCAGGUGUAUCGACCACAAAACCGGCAUUCUUGUGGCUAUUAAGAUCAUUCGGAACAAGAAGCGCUUCCAUCAACAAGCUUUGGUGGAAGUCAACAUAUUGCAGAAAUUGCGUGAAUGGGAUCCAGACAACGAACACAGCGUGGUGAAGUUCGAUCAAAGCUUUUAUUUCCGUGGUCAUCUCUGUAUAUCAACAGAUCUCUUGGACAUGAAUCUCUACGAAUUCAUCAAGGCCCACGAGUUCCGUGGCUUCUCUUUGAAGCUCAUACGACGGUUCACGAAGCAGCUGUUGAACAGUCUCAUCCUUUUGAACGGUCACAAGGUCAUUCACUGCGAUCUCAAGCCCGAAAACGUCCUUCUAGCUCACCCCAUGCAUUCAGAGAUCAAGGUCAUCGAUUUUGGUUCAAGCUGCUUCGAAAAUGAGAAAGUCUACACUUACAUCCAAUCUCGGUUCUACCGCUCACCAGAGGUCAUACUAGGCAUGUCCUACGGUAUGCCGAUCGAUAUGUGGAGUCUGGGUUGUAUACUGGCAGAACUGUAUACAGGCUACCCCAUCUUCCCGGGAGAGAACGAACAGGAGCAGUUGGCAUGCAUAAUGGAAGUUUUCGGCCCCCCGGAGAAACACUUGAUUGAGAAGAGCAGCCGCAAGAAGCUAUUCUUCGAUUCUAUGGGCAAACCCCGCUUAACUGUCUCAUCCAAGGGACGUCGCAGGAGGCCAAGCUCGAAAGAACUCCGUCAAGUCCUAAAAUGUGAUGAUGAAGCGUUUGUUGAUUUCGUUGCAAAGUGUCUUCGCUGGGAUCCUUCUCGUCGACCUAAUCCUCAUCAAGCCAUGGCGCAUGAAUUCGUGACAGGUACAAAGCUCAAUACUCGCCGAGCGCAGGCGGUCGGUGCUACGAACACGCCAAUGAAACGACUAAACUCAAUUACGACACCGUCUACUACUAGACCUCUACCACAGUUACCCUCCACAAGUUUCAAGAACGGAUCAUAUCCCAGGCAAAUGGAAGUAGCAUUGAAUUCGCCCAGCAAACCUAUCCCAAAAAGGCAAUCAACCAUCAGCGGAACGCAGACUUCUUUCGCGGCGAAGCGGGCUUCUCAUGUACCACCCAUGGCAGCUGGCUCGACCAUGCCAAAAGUGAUACAUGGCCAGAGAAGUGUAAGCGGAAGGCCAGAUUUGGCAACCGCUGCCGCUGCCGCUGCAAGCUUGAGAUUAUAA